ACACACCGUUUUCAAUGGGACAGUCACCGUCCACCGCCGCCGUGCCGUCGCCGGACUUCAACCGCCCCCAAAUUUCUCAGUUACAUUUAAAUAACGACGCCGAUUUCACCGAUUAUUCCACAGUGAAACGCUAUUGCACGCUCCGUCUUCCCGAUGAUUGCUUGGGAGUGAUCUUUCAUUUCCUCAGCACCGCCGAUCGGAAACGUUGCUCUCUCGUUUGCCGGCGCUGGCGCCGCGUCGACGGCGAAAGCCGGCAUCGGCUCUCCCUGAAUGCUCAACCAGAAUUAUUUGAUUUCGUUCCUUCCCUAUUUACGCGAUUCGACUCGGUCACGAAACUCGCUCUGCGAUGCGACCGAAAGUCCGCGAGCAUAAACAACGACGGUUUGAUUCUAAUCUCGCUCCGAUGCAAGAACCUCACGCGCCUGAAGCUCCGCGGCUGCCGGGAGAUAACGGAACUUGGAAUGGCUGGCGUCGGCGAUAACUGCAAGAACUUGAAGAAGCUCUCGUGCGCUUCGUGCAUGUUCGGGACGAAGGGAAUCGUCGCUGUAAUCGAUCGAUGCGCUAAUUUGGAAGAUCUCACGGUGAAGCGGCUCCGUGGGGUCCACGACAGCACCGAAGUGAUUGGUGGCGCUGCUUCGUCGUUGAAAUCUAUAUGCCUGAAGGAGCUUGUUAAUGGCCAGAGCUUCGCGCCGCUUAUAAUUGGCUCAAAGAAGCUUCGAACUCUGAAGGUGAUUGGGUGUUUGGGCGAUUGGGACGAGACUCUAGAGAGGAUUGGAGGCUCCAACGUUGGGUUAAUUGAAAUUCACUUGGAGAAGAUUCAAGUUAGUGAUGUGGGUCUUUGUGGGAUAUCUAACUGUUUGGGAUUGGACACUUUGCACGUUGUGAAAACCGCUGAGUGCUCCAACUUGGGGCUUUCUGCAGUUGCUGAGCGAUGUAGAAUGUUGAGAAAAGUUCACAUUGAUGGGUGGAGGACUAAUAGGAUUGGUGAUGAGGGGUUGAUUGCCAUUGCCAAACACUGCCCUAAUUUGCAGGAGCUUGUGUUGAUUGCUGUUUAUCCUACUUCUCUGAGCUUGGCGUCAAUUGCAUCCAAUUGCAAGAAUUUGGAAAGGUUGGCUCUUUGUGGGAUUGGAACCGUUGGUGAUGCGGAGAUUGAGUGCAUUGCUGCUAAAUGUGUUGCACUUAAGAAGCUUUGCAUUAAGGGGUGCCCUAUAUCUAAUACUGGGAUUGGGGCUCUUGCUUCGGGUUGUCCGAAUUUGAUUAAAGUUAAGGUGAAAAAGUGCAGGAAGAUUACUGGGAAAGGGGUAGAGUGGGUGCGCGAACAGAGGGUUUCUUUGGCGUUUAAUUACGAUGAUAGUGAAGUUGAAGCUUUGGAUGGUAGUGGAAGCGAUGGUGCUGGGGGAGCUCGGGAUAGUACAGUAGAAUUUUUACCAAUGCUCAACCAAACAACCGUGGCUGAUGCUCCGUCAAGUAGUAAUAACAGCCGAUUGACAGGGUUCAGAACAAAGUUUGGGUUUUUGGCCAGUAGAAAUUUGGUGCCUUGUGCCUUCAGAAGGUGGUCAAGCAGUGAAAAUGUUUCCAGUAGCAGCUUUUCUUGAUGUUGGUAAGAAAGCAAACACAUUCUUGCCAAUACGUGAGACGAAUUCUCAUGUCGAUUGCAUGCUCUUGCAAUGUUGCUCUGUGAAUUUUGUUCUCCCUAUUAAUUGUGCAUGUGCCAGUAUUUCUUUUGUUAAUUGCAUUUGUCUGUUACCCUCAUUGAUGUCCCUAUCCUAAUUGUUGUAGAAGGUGAUAAAAGAUUUGUAACUUAUGAAGUCUAUUUUAUUUCUUCCGCUUUGUCGCAGUACUACAUUAAUAUUGGAACACCGAGUAUAUUUGCUAGUUAUUGCGUGUGUAAUAAUC
Abrus precatorius (Indian licorice) is the source of this 1896-nucleotide messenger RNA. RefSeq names its product F-box protein SKIP2-like. Gene Ontology annotation, biological process: SCF-dependent proteasomal ubiquitin-dependent protein catabolic process. Gene Ontology annotation, cellular component: SCF ubiquitin ligase complex. NCBI's taxonomy places the organism in Eukaryota, Viridiplantae, Streptophyta, Magnoliopsida, Fabales, Fabaceae. The record is from RefSeq and is a predicted model, not a curated record. Gene Ontology annotation, molecular function: protein binding. The transcript has a single exon. The coding region runs from base 15 to 1595 and encodes 526 amino acids.